Argiope bruennichi is the source of this 528-nucleotide messenger RNA. RefSeq names its product zinc finger protein 559-like. The coding region runs from base 1 to 528 and encodes 175 amino acids. Lineage: Eukaryota; Metazoa; Arthropoda; Arachnida; Araneae; Araneidae. The transcript has 2 exons. The record is from RefSeq and is a predicted model, not a curated record.
AUGGGUAGUGCAGCUUUUGCCCCACAAGAACGUUUAAAACCGUUUUUAUUAAACGAUACAGAAGAAAAACCUUAUGGUUGUCACGUGUGCAAUAAAGUGUUUACUAGACAAUCAAAUUUAAAGCAACAUUUGAUGACGCAUACAAAUGUGAAACCCCAUGUUUGUGAAGCCUGCAAUAAAGGAUUUCUCACCCGAAACUAUUUAAACAGGCAUUUACUGACACAUACGAAAGAGAAGUCAUUUGUUUGUGAAAUAUGCAGUCAAGCAUUUUCUCAUCGUAGAGACUUGAAGGUGCAUUUACUGAGACACGCGAAUGAGAAACCGCAUGUGUGUGACGUGUGCAAUAAAGCAUUUUUUCAAAGCUCAGAUUUAAGGAGACAUUUACGGACCCAUUCGAACGAGAAACCGAUCUUACUUAUGAGACAUAUCCAAGCAGCAAAUGAUCGUCGGCCAAUCAUUGGCCAAGCAUCGCCCCACAGAACGAGCGAGGUUGGGGCGAGAACGGAGGCGAUCUCGCCCCGACAUUGA